AUGGAAGCACCGCAUGUGCUAGUACUCGCGCCGCUCGUCGUUUUUGCCUUGUUCUUCAUUCUUAUUGUCUUACUACGCUCGUUUUUUGUCUUGAGGUGAGUUAAUAUUAAUAAUACAUUUAUUGACCGAUAAAUGUGUACCCUAACAAAUUCACUUAUAUCUUAGAUUGUGAGAAUAUAUAGUACACUUUUAAGCUAAUCGUCUUGAGGGAAAAGACCUCUUUUUUUAGAUUUGAUGUUGUGGCUAUAGUGUUGAUUUUUUUUGAAAUCAUUUCCCAUUGAAAGUUCGCAAAAUUACAUCUUGAUAUGAAUUUUUUGAAAAUCCCAACGUUACUAAGUCCAAAAAAAUUUUUUUCGGGGAAUGAUACAUAAAAAAAUCGAAAAACAUCAAAGCGCUAAAUUAGGCCAUUCUCAGACUUUUUAACUUUUUAAUUUGCUUUUAACUAAAUUAACCUCCUUCUGAAGACUAUUUUUUGAAACGCGUGUCCGGUUUCAGGGAACUUUGAAAUUUAGAAUCUUGUUAUUCUCGGUUUACGAAAUGAUGACGAAUCGAUGACAAAAAAAAAGUUGUGUGCUAAAAUUGCAGAAGAAAAACAGAUAUAAAAUUACAGGUUUAGAUGUACCCAAUUUAAAACUUUCGUAAAAAUAUCUUCUGUAGAAAGAAACUCAAAUUGUAUGAAAUUUUCGAGAUCGAGAACCCGAAAGUAGCGAUUUUUUAAUAGUAAAAAACAAGUUUGAAAAGAAAAAAUCAAAAACUAUCUCGAUUUAACAGCAUUUUCGAGGGGUUUUUAGCGAGAAGGAGAAAAAAUCGAUAAUUCAAAAUGAUUUUCAGUCGCUCUGAUCAACGACGGAGCCGAAAUCAAGAAUUUCGAAGCACCCUGACAACUUUGAGCGUUGAAUCAGUUGUAGAAAUGCCGGGUUCAACGAGUAAUUCCACUUCUUAUCCACAACCUAAUCCGCCAGGUACGUGCUUUUUUUUUAUUUCAAUGCACAAAAGCAAGGAAAUAAUUUGGUAUCGAAAAAAAGCGCGCAGAAUGUUUUCAAUGCCAACAAGAUCAGAAAAACAUAAAAUUUAAAAAAAAGAGGUAUAUUUCUUUCUCAUGAGCCCAAAAAAAUAGUUGACUCACCUUUUUAUAAUAUUACUUCCAAUACUGGUCGUAAAUUCACUGGGUCCCGAUCAUUUUGUAUUAAGUUCUCGGCAUAAUAACUGCAAACUCAAAUUUUUAUCAAUAAAACAAUUUUUCAAUAGAACACAUACCUCCAUGAUUUCUUUUGAGAGGCAUAGAACUGCGUAGGCGUUCACAGUGUUCUUCAAACUAAAACACAUAAUGAUGGAUAUACAUAUUGAAAAUAAGUGAAUUUAAAAAAGAACAAAGAAAAUUUCGCCAAAAGUAAAUCCACCGCAAAUGCGUCGCUGUGUAGGAACACUCUUUGAAUACCAUAAGACGAAAUUAAAUUUUUCGACAGAUUUCAAAGUUUCUCUAUUCUCUAUUCUCUAUUUCUUAUCUAAUUUUAAUUCAUCUAUUGUUUAUGAAUAUGAUUGACAAAUUUUCAAACAAUAUUUGAGUUAAACGAGUAAUUUUCUACCGCGAAAACCAUUUUUGACCAUAUUUUUCAAAUUUAACUUUUCAAUUGGCAAUUGUUUCUUAUUGCUUUCAGUGAAACCAUUUUCCAGGAUACUACUCAGAAGUGAUGACAACGGAGACUUCAGCGGUUUAUCCGGUCUAUGUGCCGCCCUAUGCUGCGCCUUUAAUGUCGUUACGGGACCCCAGACAAUUCAAUGUUCGUUUGCCUUAUUUUUUCUGUUCAAUUCCACCUGACUUCCUGGUAAUUUUGGUCUUGGUCAUGUGUACAACAAACAUAUUCACCUGCUAGAUUCAUAGAUCAAUUUUUUUUGGGAAAAUGUCGGAAAAUGUAAUAAUAGAGUUAAGGUUCCAAAUUAUUGUUAUAAACUGGAGAUUGAGAAAAAGAAGUGGAAGAGACUUUUGUUGAAGGUUUUUUUUUGGAAUAUCUUUGAUUCAAGUGUUGAAAUUAUUGAAAAAAAUUCAAAAAAACACUUUUUUUUAUUUUUAGAGCUACGAGCGUUUCUAAUGUUUUUUUAUUCAAUCAUUUAUUUUCAACGAUAAAUUAUUUCAAAGACUUCCAAACGUGCUAAAACUUUGAUAUUUGUUCAAUAAGCCUUUUUCCAUAAUUGAGUCGAAAUUUAUUUUUUUAUAACGAAAACUAAAGUUUAUUCUUAAUUUUUUCGAAACUUAUAAUUCGUACAAGGGGAUUAAAUUCAAAUUUUUUCGAACUUGCUCAGGGUUUUUGAGAUUUCUAAAGUGAUUGAAAUUUCAUUUGGAUCUCUUUUCUAAUGAAUUCAAAUCGAAAUAGGACAAAAAAAUUAAAUUAAUUACUUACUUUUUUUCAGGGUCUGCCAGGCCUUCAGGCGCCGCCCCCAUACCCGCCGCCUCCAAGUUAUAACCAAAUUCACAAUUUUCCAGAGCUACCAACAGGUAACUCAUUACCUUCACUUCAAAAAUAAUUAAUACUCAUUAAUUUUCAGGUUCCAACACCUUCAUCGACACACAAUCUUCAAGGUCCAGCAAGAAAAUGGACGUGACACCGGUCGAAUAA
Molecule: messenger RNA, 2615 nt
Organism: Caenorhabditis auriculariae
Lineage: Eukaryota; Metazoa; Nematoda; Chromadorea; Rhabditida; Rhabditidae
Source: the annotation of a GenBank genome assembly